GGCUGCGGCGGGGCGGAGCUCGCGGAGGAAGUCGGCGGCCGUCUCGGGCUACUGGUCCCGGCCAGAGGAGGAGCUCGCUGCUGGGGGACGCUAGGCUGGGCGGCCGGCGGCGCGAGCCCGGCGGUGGCGGCGGGGCCCGGGUCCGGAGCGCCACAUGAGACGGUUUAAGCGGAAGCAUCUUACCGCCAUCGACUGCCAGCAUUUGGCUCAGAGUCACUUGGCUGUGACCCAGCCCUUCGGUCAAAGAUGGACAAACAGAGAUCCGAACCAUGGUCUCUAUCCUAAACCCAGAACAAAAAGAGGGAGUAGGGGUCAAGGAUGUCAAAGAUGCAUCCCUGAGUUCUUCCUAGCAGGCAAGCAGCCGUGCACCAAUGACAUGGCCAGAAGCAAUUCUGUUGGCCAGGACAGCUGUCAGGACUCUGAGGGUGACAUGAUCUUUCCUGCAGAGAACAGCUGUGCACUGCCUCAGGAAGGCAGUGGAGAAGCAUGGCUGGGUGCUUCAGGGUCUGCCCCGCCCUCCAGGAAGCGGGCUCGGUCCUUUGAGGAAGAGAGUAACCAGGCUACGGGGACCAGCCGGUGGGAUGGAGUUUCUAAGAAAACCCCGAGGCAUCAUUUGUCCGUGCCAUGCAAAAGGCCUAGGGAGGCCAGGCGAGAAGCAGAGGACAGUACGUCUCGGCUCUCUCCAGAGUCUGGAGAAACUGACCAAGAUGCUGGGGACCUGGGUCCUGAUCCCAUUCCUGACUCAUACUAUGGACUUCUUGGGACCUUGCCCUGCCAGGAAGCGCCGAGCCACAUUUGCAGCCUGCCUAGUGAGGUCCUGAGGCACGUGUUUGCCUUCCUCCCAGUGGAAGACCUCUACUGGAACCUGAGCUUGGUGUGCCACCUGUGGAGGGAGAUUAUCAGUGACCCACUGUUCAUUCCUUGGAAGAAGCUGUAUCAUCGAUACCUGAUGAAUGAAGAGCAAGCCGUCAGCAAAGUGGAUGGCAUCCUGUCUAACUGUGGCAUAGAAAAGGAAUCAGACUUGUGUGUGCUGAACCUCAUACGAUACGCAGCCACCACUAAGUGCUCCCCGAGUGUGGAUCCCGAGAGGGUGCUGUGGAGUCUGAGGGACCACCCCCUCCUCCCCGAGGCCAGGGCAUGCAUGCGGCAACACCUCCCUGACCUCUACACCGCUGCCGGGGGUGUCAAUGUCUGGGCUCUGGUGUCGGCCGUGGUGCUCCUCUCUAGCAGCGUGAAUGACAUCCAGCGGCUGCUCUUCUGCCUCCGGAGACCCAGCUCCACAGUGACCGUGCCAGACGUCACCGAGACCCUGUACUGCAUAGCCGUGCUUCUCUACGCCAUGAGGGAGAAGGGGAUUAACAUCAGCAAUAGGAUUCACUACAACAUUUUCUAUUGCCUAUAUCUUCAGGAGAAUUCCUGCACUCAGGCUACAGAAGUUAAAGAGGAGCCAUCUGUCUGGCCAGGAAAGAAAACCAUCCAGCUUACACAUGAGCAACAGCUGAUUCUGAAUCAUAAGAUGGAACCUCUCCAGGUGGUAAAAAUUAUGGCCUUUGCAGGCACUGGGAAGACCUCAACCCUGGUCAAGUAUGCAGAGAAGUGGUCUCAGAGCAGGUUUCUGUACGUGACGUUCAACAAGAGCAUUGCAAAGCAGGCUGAACGCGUCUUCCCCAGCAACGUCAUCUGCAAAACCUUCCAUUCCAUGGCCUAUGGGCACAUAGGGCGGAAGUACCAGUCGAAGAAGAAGUUGAAUCUGUUCAAGUUAACACCCUUCAUGGUCAACUCCGUCCUUGCCGAAGGGAAAGGUGGAUUCAUAAGAGCCAAGCUCGUGUGUAAGACUCUAGAAAACUUCUUUGCCUCGGCUGAUGAAGAGCUGACUAUUGAUCACGUGCCUAUCUGGUGUAAGAACAGCCAAGGACAGAGAGUCAUGGUUGAGCAGAGUGAAAAACUGAAUGGUGUCCUUGAAGCAAGCCGCCUCUGGGAUAACAUGCGAAAGCUGGGCGAGUGCACAGAAGAGGCGUACCAGAUGACUCAUGAUGGCUACUUGAAACUCUGGCAGCUGAGCAAGCCGUUGCUGGCCUCUUUUGACGCCAUCUUUGUGGAUGAGGCCCAGGACUGCACACCAGCUAUUAUGAACAUAGUUCUGUCUCAGCCAUGUGGGAAAAUCUUUGUAGGGGACCCGCAUCAGCAGAUCUAUACCUUCCGGGGUGCGGUCAACGCCCUGUUCACAGUGCCCCACACCCACGUCUUCUAUCUCACUCAGAGUUUUCGGUUUGGUGUGGAAAUAGCUUAUGUGGGAGCUACUAUCUUGGAUGUUUGCAAGAGGGUCAGGAAAAAGACUUUGGUUGGAGGAAACCAUCAGAGUGGUAUUAGAGGUGAUGUAAAGGGGCAAGUGGCCUUGUUGUCCCGGACCAAUGCCAACGUGUUUGAUGAGGCCGUACGGGUGACGGAAGGGGAAGUCCCUUCGAGGAUACAUUUGAUUGGGGGGAUUAAAUCAUUUGGAUUGGACAGAAUCAUUGAUAUUUGGAUCCUUCUUCAGCCAGAGGAAGAACGGAGGAAACAAAACCUCGUCAUUAAAGACAGAUUUAUCAGAAGAUGGGUGCACAAAGAAGGCUUUAGUGGCUUCAAGAGGUACGUGACCGCUGCCGAGGACAAGGAGCUUGAAGCCAAGAUUGCAGUAGUUGAAAAGUAUAACAUCAGGAUUCCAGAGCUGGUGCAAAGGAUAGAAAAAUGCCAUAUAGAAGAUUUGGAUUUUGCAGAGUACAUUCUGGGCACUGUGCACAAAGCCAAAGGCCUGGAAUUUGACACUGUGCAUGUUUUGGAUGAUUUUGUGAAAGUGCCUUGUGCCCGGCAUAACCUGGCCCAGCUCCCCCACUUCAGAGUCGAGUCAUUUUCUGAGGAUGAAUGGAAUUUGCUGUAUGUUGCAGUAACUCGUGCCAAGAAGCGUCUCAUCAUGACCAAAUCAUUGGAAAACAUUUUGACUUUGGCUGGGGAGUACUUCUUGCAAGCCGAGCUGACAAGCAAUGUCUUAAAAACAGGCGUGGUGCGCUGCUGCGUGGGACAGUGCAACAAUGCCAUCCCUGUUGACACCGUCCUUACCAUGAAGAAGCUGCCCAUAACCUAUAGCAACAGGAAAGAAAACAAAGGGGGCUACCUCUGCCACUCCUGCGCGGAGCAGCGCAUCGGGCCCCUGGCAUUCCUGACAGCCUCCCCGGAGCAGGUGCGCGCCAUGGAGCGCACCGUGGAGAACAUUGUGCUGCCGCGGCAUGAGGCCCUGCUCUUCCUCGUCUUCUGAGGCCAAGGUGCACUCUCUGCAGUGCAGAGCAGCUUGCCGAGGACCCCAAGCCGAAGAAAGCCAGCAAGGGGGCUCCCGCUCCCAGAGACUCUGGGUUCACCCACAGCACUUUCUGAGGAAGAGGAAACCAGCCCAGGCUGGACCUGCCAUUUCUCCACUCCCUGCAGACAGCUAGUCUCCGCUUGCCUCCCCUCCGCACACAUCCGGUCGGGCAAGUGGGGGAUGUUCUUUUGAUAAAAAAACAUUUUAUGUAUUUAAACUUUUAUUACAAGAUUUCAAUUAAACAGGUACCAUAGCACU
This is a messenger RNA of Saimiri boliviensis boliviensis (Bolivian squirrel monkey), 3592 nucleotides long. It is a transcript of the gene FBH1, whose product is annotated as F-box DNA helicase 1. Gene Ontology annotation, biological process: double-strand break repair via homologous recombination; replication fork processing. The record is from RefSeq and is a predicted model, not a curated record. NCBI's taxonomy places the organism in Eukaryota, Metazoa, Chordata, Mammalia, Primates, Cebidae. Gene Ontology annotation, molecular function: DNA binding; hydrolase activity; 3'-5' DNA helicase activity. Gene Ontology annotation, cellular component: nucleus.